Molecule: messenger RNA, 1561 nt
Organism: Zea mays
Lineage: Eukaryota; Viridiplantae; Streptophyta; Magnoliopsida; Poales; Poaceae
Product: guanylyl cyclase 1
Exons: 10
Coding region: 811-1506 (231 amino acids)
Source: RefSeq, a predicted model, not a curated record
UACAUAAACCAGUGAAAGGUGUAUUGAGAUUAGAAGUGGAAAAACUUCAUGGUGGCCACAAUGAUGUGGAUAACACUUUUGAAGGCAGAAGCAUGGCCAAUGAUUUGAAUGAUGCUGGUGACAUCAAUAAUAGCAGAAGCAACAUAAGUAGCUUUGAUGGGAUUCACAGUUUUGUGAAUUCUAUUGCCAUUGCCUAGAAAGAUGCUCAUCACAAUGGAAUCAUUUCUAAUGCUGAGAAUGGUGACAAUUUUGAAGCUUUUGACUUUCGGAUGCUGACCCGAAGUGAGCCGUUUUCACAACUUUUUCAUUGCCUCUAUGUGUACCCGUUGACUGUUAGCUUGAGCCGCAAAAGAAACCUGUUUGUUAGAGUGGAACUGAGAAAGGACGAUUCUGACAUCCGUAAGCCUCCAUUAGAGGCUGUUCAUCCUAGGGAGCAGAAUAUGAUGCUACAGAAGUGGGGCCAUACACAGAUUGCUGUUGGAACAAGAAUGGCUUCCUACCAUGAUGAAGUUAAAAUCAGCCUACCUGCUCUUUUGACACCCCAGCAUCAUCUUGUGUUCACAUUUUUCCAUGUAGAUCUUUAAAUGAAACUUGAAGCACCGAAACCAGUAUGCAUCAUGUUGCUUAUUAGUAUGGAUUAUGCUUAGUUGUUUAGUUUUACUACCAUGAUGAAGAUAAGGUAUGUAUUUUUUCCUUCAUACAAGAAAGAAAAGGAUAUUUGUAAAUCUGGCCUUAGUGUAACAUCCAUUUGGAGACUAGGAUGAGGUAAAUAGUGUAAAUCUGUUUGCUUGACAAAAUUUGGCUCCUGUCAUGGACUUCUCGUGCUGGCAGGUUCCACAUGUGCAGCAGGCCUUCACCUGGGACUGCGGUCUCGCUUGCGUGCUCAUGGUGCUCAGGACGCUAGGGAUUGAUUGUUGCGACGACAUUGCCGAUCUCGAGAGGCUCAGCCACACCAUGAGCAUUUGGACGAUUGACUUAGCAUAUCUGUUAAACAAGUUUUCAGUCAGCUUUUCUUUCUGUACCGUGACCCUUGGAGCAAAUCCACAAUAUUCUGUUGAAUCCUUUUAUAGGGAGCAAUUGCAAGAAGACAUCGAUCGAGUGGACGAGCUAUUUGGGAAGGCGCUUGAUGCUGGAAUUAGUAUUCAAUGCAGGUCCAUCACCGCAUACGACAUUGCUUUUCUACUGUUAUUCAGGCACUGCAUUGCUAUUGCUUUAGUGGACAAAUCGAAGCUAAAUUUGCCUUGCAUGAGUGAUUAUGAUGUACAACAGCACAACGAUGAGCCUGACUACAUGGGACACUAUGUCGUAAUAUGUGGGUAUGAUGCUGAUGAUUGUGAAUUUGAGAUAAGAUAUCCUGCCAGUGCCAGGAAACGCGAACGGGUGACAAUGAAGAGCUUGGACGAGGCCCGGAAAUCCUUUGGGACAGACGAGGACAUUCUCUUGGUCUCUCUAACAGGAAAGAGUGGGAUGAAGCUGUCGCGUAAGCUACUUGCCUGCUCCAUGUAGAUAAAUAAAUAGGUCACUAGCAACCUUGUGAAUACGUUGUACAUGUCCCUGUAGU